Molecule: messenger RNA, 976 nt
Organism: Arachis stenosperma
Lineage: Eukaryota; Viridiplantae; Streptophyta; Magnoliopsida; Fabales; Fabaceae
Product: 30S ribosomal protein S9, chloroplastic
Exons: 2
Coding region: 104-727 (207 amino acids)
Biological process (GO): translation
Cellular component (GO): ribosome; plastid small ribosomal subunit; mitochondrial small ribosomal subunit
Molecular function (GO): RNA binding; structural constituent of ribosome
Source: RefSeq, a predicted model, not a curated record
AGGCAACUUCGUUAUCCUGCUCUAUAGCUCUAUCUUCAACAUACAAAUCCCUUCAUAUCCAACCAAAGCUUCCAUUUUGGCGAAGGUAGUUACAGUUGCAGACAUGGCAGCUUCACUCUCAUUCCUCACUUCCUCCUUCUCUUCACUCUCCUUCUCUUCUCACGUUUCCCAAAGAUCCCACGCGCUCACGCUCCCUCCCUCGCGCGUCUCUAAAUCAACUACAUUCCCCUCCCUCGCUGUCUCUGCCUCUUCCGCUGCCGCUGCCGUUUCUCCGGCGGAGCCAGAAACUGUUGACCUCAGGCGCCUCGUCAAGUCCAGGCUUCCCGGUGGAUUCGCCGCUCAAACCAUCAUUGGUACCGGUCGCCGGAAGUCUGCCAUAGCUCGUGUUGUUCUUCAAGAAGGAACCGGGAAAUUCAUCAUCAAUUACCGUGAUGCUAAGGAAUAUCUUCAGGGAAACCCAUUGUGGCUUCAAUACAUUAGGGUUCCCUUAAUAACUCUUGGAUAUGAAAAUAGUUACGAUGUUUUCGUCAAAGCCGAGGGUGGUGGCCUCUCCGGUCAAGCGCAAGCAAUUUCCCUCGGUAUUGCCCGCGCCCUGCUGAAGGUGAGUGAAGAUCACAGACAACCUUUGAGACAAGAAGGGCUUCUGACUAGAGAUUCUAGAGUGGUUGAAAGGAAGAAACCUGGUCUGAAGAAAGCUCGUAAAGCACCUCAGUAUUCCAAACGUUGAGGUCGAAAUCAUACAUGUAUGGUUUUUGUCUUUUUCUUUCCUUUGUGCCUCUGUAAUUGAUUACAUCUGAAACAAUAUCAAUUGUUUUCAUUUUAGUUGUAGAUUUCCUUUUAGAAAUGUUAAGGAAAAAUUAAAUAGUUCCCAUGGCUUCUGUAUACAUAAUCUACUUAUUUUUCCUUUUUCUGUAUCAACCUACAUUGAAUUCGGAAUUGUAGGCAUGCUAUGAGUAUGAUUUUACUGUGUUGUAUC